GGAGGUCGAUCUGGGCUGCCAGCGCUUCUUCGUCGUCGUCGUCUUCAUUUAUUCUCCUUGAUCCUGCUAAUAAUAUAUCAAACCGGGACAUUGUCUUUUUCGCUUCUGAGAUCGGCCUUGCUCCUUCGUCCUUUCGUUCCUCUUUUUCUACACCUCGCUCCUCUGUAUGCAUGCAUGCUUUCUUGUGGCUCCGUGCUCUCCGUUGGGAUACUUUGAACUCCCUGUGUGACACCCUGCGGAUGGCGAUCCAGAGACGCUGAAGCCGCAAAGUUACAUCGUCUCCAUUUAAAAGACGGUGGAAACUUCAAGACGUACCAAACAUCAGCCCACUUUUAUACUUAAGCUGGCCCAAACCCGCACUCAGCGGCUUGCAUCGGUGCGCGCUCAGAAAACAACCCCCCCUAUGUGGCCGCAUUCAGGCGACACAAGGGGAGACGGAUCUUAGCAGAAACGGCCUCAGAAGAGACACGUUGUUAUGGAUGGGAUCAGAAUGGCAGCCCGACCUGCUGCAACUCCAGCUCCUGACCUGACGGCAAACCCUCCCUUCUCCCCGCAUCGAUCUCCGUCCCCGCCGCCACAACACCGCCGGGGAUAUCAGGCUUGCGACCCGUGCCGGAAACGUAAAGUCAAAUGCGAUCUCGGGAGUGUCGACAACCCCCGCCCACCACCAUGCGUCCGCUGUCGUCGCGAGAGCAAACGCUGCGAGUUCUCAGCCACCAGGCGCAAGCGCAAGGUGUCGGAUGACGAUGACAAGUCAAACGUCCUCCGCAGGGACAAGCGCAUGAUGUCUGCUGAUGGCGCCCUGCCACCCGACGACGCGACGAAUAAUACCAAGGUUAACGGCGUUACAUCCCAUCUCAGAGGUGCCGUACCACCACCACCCUACGAGCCCGAUGUCAGGCCAUCUGGUCAGCGCCAGUGGGGUGAUUCCCCCUCCGCCCAUGCCCAUCGAAUCUCUCUUCCAAGUAGUCAACCAUACCCCGCUCCGACCUCCGUCCCCUCCGAUCAAUAUCACCAUCCUCUUCCUCGCUCCUCCAGCUUCUCUGGUCACGUACGCCCUAUCCUGACGGGCGUGCUGGACAGCGGGCAGCACGUAAUGAACAAGACUGCCGCUGAGCUGCUGUCACCGGCGAUCAGCAACACCCAUGAUGCACUCCACCUGCUCUCUGAAGCCGCUGGGAGGACGGAGGACUUGAACCGGCAACACAUGGAGUACGGCUACGGUGUUCGCCAUUCUUCCACGUCGACGUUCAACUCGUCUGCCUCUCCGAUGAACCAGGCUGGGACCCCCGGCGGCAAGGCUAGCAGGUCAAACUCCAGCACCCAGCAGGGUGCCCCCAUGGGAUGGUACCAGCAAAACAAAGAUUCAAACACUACCGAUCCUCUCGUCGAAGGGCAUGAGGUUGUUAUUCCUAGUCCACCCAGACCGCUCGAGGACGUCGAGUAUGCUAAUGCUCGACGAGCGUGGUCGCGCCUUCGAUUCGUCCGAGCAGGAUGGUUCAGUGUGGACGAAGCGAUGGCGUACAUUGCAUACUACUAUGAACACCUUGCUCCGCUCAGCCCAAUUGUCAUCCAGAACUUUAGCUCUCCAGCGACCCAUGUAACUCUCCUGACCGAGGAACCGGUCUUGACUGUGACUAUGCUUACAAUAGCUUCUCGUCAUAUGAAGCUAUCUGGUAAUGGCGCUAAUUCUAGAGCAUAUUCUAUCCACGAGAAGCUGUGGUCAUAUCUUCGAGGUAUGAUUGAACGGCUUAUCUGGGGACAAGAGAAGUUUGGCUCAAGUGGCCUGCCAUCCGCGAAGCCUCGUCAAUUCAAUCUAUCCACAUCCUUCUUUGGUCAACAGUCCAAACUAAAUGGCAAUCUACGGUCUCUGGGGACCGUGGAGGCGCUCCUCCUUCUCACAGAUUGGCAUCCGCGUGCUCUACAUUUCCCUCCAGGAGAUGAUGAGAAUACCCUGCUUGAUACAGAUCCCCAACUGCUUACUCAAGUCAGUGGCACUAAGGAAGAAGAAGGUUAUUCUGAAAACAAAGACCACGGUAGCAGCUCCGAAGGCCGCCUUGCGUUUUAUAAAUGGCUGGAACCCGUAUGGCGUUCGGACCGCAUGUCGUGGAUGUUAUUGAGUACGGCCCAGGCUCUGGCGUUUGAGCUUGGUGUGUUCGAUCAAAAGAAUGAGCUCAAGGGCGGCAACGAGUGUUCGGCUGAACAUGUGAGAAAACGUCGUGUGCGCCGGUUAAUACUUGUUUAUGUUUCACAGAGCAGUGGGAGGCUAGGUAUUCCGUCAAUGUUGCCUCUACCGCAAUGGAGCUUGAGCACGGAACCAGUUUGUGCGGAUAACUCGAACUCGCGAGAGGCGAAGGAGGAGUUCUCUGUGGACUUGAUGCAGGAUUGCUGGCUGGACAUCUCUAAAAUAAUGUACAACAGCAACCAGGUGCUCUUCCCGUCGAAGGAGUACACGACGAAUUUGAUCAAAACAGGUCAGUAUCGGGACAGGAUAGCCGAAUUCAUCCCGUCUCUUAGGGAAUUCAAGCAGAAGUGUGAUCGGUUGCCGAUGUCUCAGGAUAUGCGUCUCAUAUUGACAAUCGAGUACGAAUAUACCCGAUUGUAUGUGAACUGCUUGGCGCUGCAAGCUGUGGUCGAUCGUUGGACGACCAUGUCCAACGAGGGUUCUUCCAACAUGGGCCAAACCCAGUCCAGCGGGGCAGCUACUGGGCAGAACUCAAAUUCAGGAACCGUUCCCUUACGUGUUCUCAUGGAUCAGUAUGAAGUCAACGAGCCGUACAUUCAGGAGGUGGUGGAUGCCUCUCGAAAGAUAUUGCAGACAGUGCUGGAAGGCUUGGUUCCUGGGGACCGCUUGAAGCAUGCACCCGUCCGAACAUUCUUUAGGAUACUUUCUGGAAUGAUCUUUAUCUUGAAGACGUUUACGUUGGGUGCAAAAGAAGACGACGUGAGAAUAUCACUCGAACUUCAAGACCGCACCAUCGAAUCCUUACGAACCUGUAUAGUGGACGAUGUCCACCUAAGUGUCACCAUAGCAGAUCUUCUUCAGCUGCUUACGUCGAACAUCCGAACGAGGUUCUUGCGGUUCGCACCUUUUGACCGCGUGGAUUGCAGCAGUCGAGAACGCACCCCUCUACCAGCUUCCAGACAGCAGUCCCCGCAAGCCCGCGACAGCCAGAGCGACAUCCGCUGGCAGACGAAUCCUCUAGGCCAAGGCACAGGAAACUUCCAAUUCGACAACUCCAACCACAGCAGCUCCGCGCCAUCCACCACCAACGAUCCACUCGCCAGCAUCCCCGCACAACCGAUCAAUUCCUCCAACAUUAACGUAUCCUUUAUGCCCCCUCCACCGUCUGUCUACUAUAACUACUACGACCACAGCACUUCUCCGAAGAUGGAAGUCGACGACCCCACGAUAGCUCCGCAGUCGAUCAGCACCAGCGGGCCAGGAUCGAAUUCGAAUACCAUGUCUGAUUGGUUUGCCUUGCCGCUUGACCAGUUCUUCAACAGCUCUACGGCUGGCGUUGACCAGGGACUCGGCGGUACCGGGCCUAUGGUCGGCGAGUUCGACAUGUUGGAAGUGUUGCUGAAAGACCAGUAUACCGAUAGCGGCGCCGGUGGUGGCGGUGGUGGAGGAGCAGGAGGGGGCGGCGGCGGUGCUGGCAACAGUGGCUCCGGCGGAGCUGGCGGCUCGAACGGCGCCGGACUAUCAUCUCAAUUUCUUUGAUGUGAAUGAAUGAAUGAAUGGUUUUAUUUUUGUGGGAAACAGUACAUAAAUUAUAUAUAUACAUAUAUACCCUCUUUAUGUCUCUCUUUUUGGGUUAUUAAAAACGGAUCAAUGGACGCUAGAAAGGAUUGCGAGGGGCAAAGGGUAUCUGUGCUGUUUGGAACUGCAUUUGCGUAUGUUAUUUUCACUUUCCCGUGUUUGUCUAUCUCCUGGAGUGUGCGGCUUGAUCUACUUCGUGGAGAACUACUGAGAUUACUGAUUAGUAUUUAGUAUAUUGAGCUAAAGUAGAGAGAUGUCUAAAUAUUCAUAUAUGGAUAUAAAAAAGCUUCAUUUAAAUAGUCUUAUCUUCACACGCAACGGCAGCCAUCCAAUCCUAUGACAACAUUGCACUAGUCAUUAUCCUAAGGUAGUAGCUAGUGCGAGCUGCCAUGAACGUCUCGCCAGCAUUAUCCCCAAGGGAAAACUUGGAAGCUCCGCUUUCACCCCGUCAGCACGGCCUCCAGGAGCCUUCUGUCUUCACCUUCGGCCAAGUUGGGAGGUGCCCACGACCCAACUAACGUAAACCCAGCCCGAUCCAACAGAGAUUCAAACUGCUUUUUCGUUCGUUCCAGAGCCGAAAAAUUUGCCAUCAUCAUAAAAUCUAUGGACGCCGAAAGCAGUGUCACUCCCGUCUCAGGGAGGACGUUUUCGCUGACGAGGAGUAUCGAGUCUGGACCCAUCGCGUUUUUGAUGUGUUCGAGUAUCUUCAGUGCCUGCGUUUCAGGCCAAUCGUGAAGUAUGUUUGAAAGGUAAUAAGCCUUUGCAUGUUUGAUGGGCUGUGGGGAGAAGAAAUCAUGCUCCAUGGCUCGUAUGCCAGCGGGCAACUCGUUCACAUCUUUGAGGACAGCAGGGAUAUCUUGAAGAAUCAGUUCUCCUGGCAGGUCUGGAUAUUGCUCUUUGAAAGCGAUGAGGUCGUGUCCUCUUCCACCACCAAUGUCGACAAGGAGCGGAUCCGAAGUUGACCCCAGCUGCAGUUUUGUUAGGACUGGAAAGUACUCAAACCAAUUUGUGCCCUGCGCCGUUCGAGAUAUGCUCAAUACACUGUUGAACGCAUGCUGGAGCCGUGGCUUCGUGGCAAGCCAGUCAAAACAAUGCAAGUGUGUCUUUCGUGCGAAUUGGAAGACACCAUCGUAGGCGUCGUCGGGGU
Molecule: messenger RNA, 4910 nt
Organism: Coccidioides immitis RS
Lineage: Eukaryota; Fungi; Ascomycota; Eurotiomycetes; Onygenales; Onygenaceae
Product: C6 transcription factor
Exons: 7
Coding region: 476-3724 (1082 amino acids)
Biological process (GO): positive regulation of transcription by RNA polymerase II; aromatic amino acid catabolic process
Cellular component (GO): nucleus
Molecular function (GO): zinc ion binding; DNA-binding transcription factor activity, RNA polymerase II-specific
Source: RefSeq, a predicted model, not a curated record